Molecule: messenger RNA, 765 nt
Organism: Diceros bicornis minor
Lineage: Eukaryota; Metazoa; Chordata; Mammalia; Perissodactyla; Rhinocerotidae
Product: major allergen Equ c 1-like
Exons: 6
Coding region: 76-765 (229 amino acids)
Molecular function (GO): odorant binding; small molecule binding
Source: RefSeq, a predicted model, not a curated record
UGGGGAGUGGAGCCACCAUCAGGGCAAGACUCACUCCCAGUGACUAUAGAGGAGUCAGUGCUGUCCCCUGCCAAGAUGAAGCUGCUGUUGCUGUGUCUGGGGCUGAUUCUUGUCUGUGCCCAAGAGGAGGAAAACAGCGAUGUUGUGACAAACAACUUCGAUAUUUCAGAGAUUUCGGGAGAGUGGUAUAGCAUUCUCUUGGCUUCAGACAUCAAGGAAAAGAUAGAAGAAAAUGGUAGCAUGAGGGUUUUUGUGGAAUACAUCCAUGUCUUGGACAACUCUUCUCUGUACUUCAAAUAUCAUACAAAGGUAAAUGGACAGUGUACUCAAUUUUCUGUGGUUGCUGACAAAAUCGGAGAGAAUCAUAUAUAUAAUGUUACCUAUGAUGGAUACAACGUAUUUCACAUAAGAAAAGUGGUCAAUACUGACUCUAUUAUUAUUUAUCUCGUGAAUUUCAACAAUGACGAACCAUUCCAACUGUUGGAGCUCUAUGCCCGAAAACCAGAUGCGAGUCCAGAAGUCAAGGAAAAGUUGAAGGGAAUUUCCCAAAAACAUGGAAUUGUUGCAGAAAACAUAAUUGACCUGACCAAAGCCAAUCGCUGUCUCCAGGACCGAGAGAACGGAGAGGACGAGGCCCCCAGGUCGGUCAUCUCUGGCAGAGAGGGGGAGGCCCAGGGGUCAGGGCCUUCCAAAAGCACUGAGGGGUUUACGUCUAAAGAUUACAAUAAAAAUAACUUGUUAAGGAAGCUUGUGGAGAGAGCUUGA